CCGGCCGUUGGGCGCGCGCAGGAGCGGGAUACGUGCGUUCGGAGCGGCCGCGAGCCAGUGGCUGGCUCCUUCAGUCAGAGAGAGAGAGAGAGAGAGAGUGACGCGGUGGAGGUGUAAGGGACUGACGCGGUGUUUACGUCUCGGUGUGAGUGUCCAGUGGCAGCAGAGAGAGCCGGGACUGAGGGAAAUAAAACCGGUAACAAUGGAUUCCAAUGCAGAAACUCAGCAUGGUGACACAAUUUCAGAAGCGGAAACUCACCAGCUGGCAGUGCAGACACAAGCACAGCUUGCCACUAUAGCGCAGGUAACCAUGCCUGGGAUCCAGUCAACGAGCAACAGCGCAACAGUAACUUUAGUGCAGUUGCCUAAUGGCCAGACUGUUCAAGUCCAAGGAGUCAUCCAAGCAGCUCAGUCAUCAGUUAUACAAUCGCCUCAUGUCCAGACUGUUCACAUUUCCGCUAUACCAGAAAGCGAGGACUCCCAAGAAUCUGUGGAUAGCAUGACGGACUCGCAGAAGCGUAGAGAAAUACUAUCAAGACGACCUUCGUAUAGGAAAAUCCUGAACGAGCUUUCGUCUGAUACCCCUGGUGUGCCAAGAAUUGAAGAGGAGAAAUCGGAAGAAGAGUCUGUUCCAACUGUUACUACAAUGACGAUGCCAACACCUAUCUAUCAAACCAGCACCGGGCAGUACAUUGCCAUCACACAGGCAGGUGCAAUGCAGCUGCCCAAUAAUGGCACAGAUGGACUGCAGGCACUAACUAUGAAUAACGCAGGAACAGGCCACGGUGGAGCAACCAUUGUACAGUACACCCAGAGUCCUGAUGGCCAACAGAUCUUUGUGCCAAGCAGCCAAGUGGUCGUACAAGGUGCCGUGGGAGAUGUCCAGACUUAUCAAAUUCGUACAACUUCAAACUCCACUGCUGGUCAGGGAAUGGUAAUGGCAUCAUCCCCAGUACUUCAGAACCAGCCACAAAACACUGAGGAAACCACUCGCAAACGAGAAAUUCGCCUCAUGAAAAACAGGGAAGCAGCGCGAGAGUGUCGUCGCAAGAAAAAGGAGUAUGUGAAAUGUUUGGAAAAUCGAGUUGCUGUGCUGGAAAAUCAAAACAAGACGCUUAUUGAAGAGCUCAAGGCACUCAAGGACCUGUACUGCCAUAAAUCUGACUAGCACACCCCUGUCAUUCUUCUGGAUGAUAAAACAGACUUGCCCCAAAAGACUAUGGCAUGAGCUGGGCAACUCUGCUACUUUUUCUACUUUCUCUCCUACGUAGGGGUGAAAAUAAAACAAAACUGCAUGGAUGCAGUUCCGGCAGCUGCACAUCCAUGCACCAGGAAUCAUGUAUUGGAUCGCAGGAUCCAUCCUGGUCAAAUCUAUCUUGUUUGGAACCCGAAACAACCUGCAACCUGGUUUGGACAAAUGUUUUUUCCACGUGAACAAUUUUAUAUACAGACUAACUUAUUGGUACAAAAAAAAAAAUUAUUGUAACCAGGAAAAAAAAUCGCACACAAAAUUUUAGUGUGGUGACUCUCCCCACCACCCUGCCCUCCAUCUUUAUAUUUCCCUUCUCAUUGUUGCUCUGAGUUAUGGCAGUCGCCCCAUCAGGCAAAGUAUUAUCUUGCAUCUUCAACUAUGGCCAUGCCUUUGUUGCAUCUAGAGGCCAAAGUUAUUCAAGUCGCACACUUUGAGGCAAAUCAGGUGGCUAUAUUAUCCUUUUUCAACUGUGCCUCUUGCAGAAUAUGCCUGACUGCAGCCCAGCAACAAUAUAAAACCCACACGAAACAAUUUGGUUAGCCCACAUUUAGGCUGAUACCCCCUUUUAACCAGAGAGUUGUGAAUGUCAAGCGCCUUAACUGCUUUGCUUACCAGCCAUUCAAUCAGUUUACUUUUUUUUAAACAGUGUGAAAUUUUAAGAGUUGUUGGUUUGCAUUAUGUAUCUAUAUAGAUUUUUCUCUCCCUCUUUAUCUCUUUUUAAAUGGUGUUGUGAUCAAGCCAGAUUGUUCUGUCAAUGAAAUUGAACUGACUGAACCUAUGGCCAAAGGAAGGUGAGGCUGGAAGGAAUGCUAGUUUUGUAUUUAUCAUUCAACAAAUAAGUAAGAAAUGGAUCAAACCAUAAAACCAAUUAAUACUGUAAAGCAGCACCCAUGGUGAUGUGGGUGUGAAGAGCUGUUUUUUUAGCAGGGUUAAUUAUUGUGAAACUGGUCACCUUGUUGAAUGCCUUUGCACUGUAUUAAUAACACUUUACAUUUUUAUACUGUAUAUAUAUUUCUAUAAGAAGUGUGACUCUGCAAGGAAAAAAACUAGAAAAAGACCAAGGACUUGUGAUGCAAAUCUGUGGUUGCACUCUGUAUGGAGAGCAAUGCUGUUCUGUUAACCUAAAGUUCAGCAUCCUGGCCCCACUCCGCAAAAUAAAUUAGUCCAGUGCAAGUUUUAACAGAGCAAA
Amblyraja radiata (thorny skate) is the source of this 2441-nucleotide messenger RNA. RefSeq names its product cyclic AMP-responsive element-binding protein 1. The coding region runs from base 203 to 1168 and encodes 321 amino acids. NCBI's taxonomy places the organism in Eukaryota, Metazoa, Chordata, Chondrichthyes, Rajiformes, Rajidae. The transcript has 8 exons. Gene Ontology annotation, biological process: regulation of transcription by RNA polymerase II. The record is from RefSeq and is a predicted model, not a curated record. Gene Ontology annotation, molecular function: cAMP response element binding; DNA-binding transcription factor activity, RNA polymerase II-specific; protein binding. Gene Ontology annotation, cellular component: ATF4-CREB1 transcription factor complex; nucleus.